AUGGGUCCUGACGAGGUCACCUCUGCGCCGCAGGUCACCGAAGUCGCUCCUAUCGAUGCCCCCAAAACAGGAAAGGGAAAGUUCGGGUUUAAAGGUCACGGCAAAAAGGACAAGUCAGGAAACAACAAUGACCACGAUGUCGAGAAGGAUGGAGUGGGAGGGGACACCCCCGAGCCAGAACUGCAGCGGAAGCUGAAAAGCAGACAUCUGCAGAUGAUCGCGAUCGGUGGAACAAUCGGAACCGGUCUCUUCAUUAGUAGUGGAACGGCUAUCGCGCACUCGGGACCGGCGGGGGCUCUCCUCGCCUACAUCUUUGUUGGAUCAAUCGUGUUUUCCGUUAUGACCUCGCUGGGUGAAGUCGCAACGUACAUCCCCAUCACCGGUUCCUUCACGACAUAUGCGGCACGAUUGGUAGACCCAAGUUUGGGAUUCGCGAUGGGAUGGAUAUACUGGUUUAAUUGGGCAUCGACAUACGCUGUGGAAUUGACGGCGACCGGACUGAUCAUUCAAUAUUGGGAUAAAGACUUGUCUAUUGCGAUAUUCAUUGCAGUUUUCUGGGUUGUAAUCACGGCGAUAAAUUUCCUCCCUGUCGGAUUUUAUGGAGAGAUCGAAUUUUGGUUUUCCCUGGUUAAGGUGAUUACUGUCCUGGGGUUCAUGAUCUUUGCCAUCUGCAUCGAUGCGGGUGUGGGAGACCAGGGAUAUUUAGGAUUCAAAUACUGGCAUCAUCCCGGUGCAUUUGCUCCGUAUCUUAUCGAGAACGAUGCUGCCACGGCCAAAUUUGUGGGCUUCUGGGCUGUCUUGAUCCAGGCCGGUUUCUCCAUCAAGACAUUUAUCCGGAUUCUGGUCUUCUUCGUGCUCACCAUCUUCUUCAUCGGCCUGCUCGUCCCUUAUGACAAUAAGAAUCUUGUCACCGACAACAACGACGCAUCUGCGUCCCCCAUGGUGAUCGCCGCCAAGUUGGCUGGAGUGCGAGUCUUACCACACAUAAUUAAUGCCGUGCUUCUCACAGUGGUUCUGUCUGCAGCGAAUUCCAAUGUCUACAGCGGCAGCCGUGUGCUUCUGGGUCUUGUUCACGAGGGCUUCGCCCCCAAGUUCUUCGGCUGGGUGACACAGAGGGGUGUUCCGUACGUUAGUGUCUCGUUUACUGCACUCUUCGGCCUUUUGGCGUUCAUGAACGUCUCCAAAUCUGGAGGCACCGUGUUCAACUGGCUGGUCAAUAUCUCCGGUGUGGCCGGGUUUAUCUGCUGGUGCUCCAUCAACCUGAGUCACAUCGCAUUCAUGCGUGCGCUCAAAGCGCGCGAUCUCUCCCGAGAUACCUUACCUUACAAGGCGAUCUGGCAGCCGUGGCUGGCAUAUUACGGACUGUUCUUCAACACCCUGAUUAUCCUGACGCAGGGCUUCACUGCGUGGAUCCCCAAAUUCAACGUCUCUGAUUUCUGGGUGGCCUAUAUCUGUCCUAUUCUGUUCGCGCUCCUCUAUCUCGGUCACAAGAUCGUAUUCCGCACUUCGUUUGUGCAUCUCCUCCAGGCGGACCUGGAUACCGGACGUCUGCAGAACUUUUCAUGGGAGACAGCAAGGCCGAAGACUUGGACGGAGCGGAUACGGGAGAGACUAUAG
Molecule: messenger RNA, 1617 nt
Organism: Aspergillus tanneri
Lineage: Eukaryota; Fungi; Ascomycota; Eurotiomycetes; Eurotiales; Aspergillaceae
Exons: 3
Coding region: 1-1617 (538 amino acids)
Biological process (GO): amino acid transmembrane transport
Cellular component (GO): membrane
Molecular function (GO): amino acid transmembrane transporter activity
Source: RefSeq, a predicted model, not a curated record